Notolabrus celidotus (New Zealand spotty) is the source of this 2820-nucleotide messenger RNA. RefSeq names its product CCN family member 1. The record is from RefSeq and is a predicted model, not a curated record. The transcript has 6 exons. Gene Ontology annotation, cellular component: extracellular region. Lineage: Eukaryota; Metazoa; Chordata; Actinopteri; Labriformes; Labridae. Gene Ontology annotation, molecular function: protein binding. Gene Ontology annotation, biological process: signal transduction. Bases 173 to 1312 code for a protein of 379 amino acids.
AAAUAAGAGUUUAGACUCUAUGCCCUGUAGGAAAACAAGGACUCCGGUCUGAAAUAAAGGCAGACAGUCACAGCGGAACUACUAUACAUUUCACAGUCGUUCCCUGGAUUGUAUCUUGAAGAUUCUAUCUGUAUAUUUUUCUGUUUAUUUUUUACUUUUUCAUUUACAUAUCAUGGCAUAUCUGGUCUAUCUGACUAUACUGACAACAGCCGUCAUCACACAGGUGUCUGCUCGCUGCCCAGCUGUGUGUGAGUGCCCCACAGAGCCCCUGAUUUGCCCCCCAGGAGUUAGCACUGUGCCAGAUGGAUGUGGGUGCUGCAAGGUGUGUGCAGGACAGCUUAACCAGGACUGUAGCCACACGAAGCCUUGCGACCACCACAAAGGGCUGGAGUGUAAUUACGGCAAUGAUGUGAGCGUGGCCUGGGGCAUCUGUAGAGCUAAAUCAGAGGGACGCACCUGUGAGUACAGUGGCAGGAUCUUCCAGAAUGGUGAGACCUUCCGUGCCGGCUGUAAGCACCAGUGUACCUGCAUCGACGGCGCUGUCGGUUGUGCUCCUCUCUGUAACAACAAGUUGCCCCCGGCCUCUGCAUCAUGCCCCUACCCGCGGCUAGUCAGGGUACCUGGGCAAUGCUGCUUCAGUGUGGACUGCAACAAGGGCACCUGGAGGCUCCCACCUAAGUACAAGGUGCCUCCACCACAACAACACCUGCCCAGACUUCAGCACCAUCCUGCCCCGCAGCAGCCUGAAAACAAGCUGGUCAACAAGCUUACAGACUUCAAGUCUGAUGGCUGGGAGAGGGAACAUGGCUACAAACACCUGCCAGUGUGGAACAAUCUGAAGGAGAAGAAGUGUCAAGUCCAGACUACUGAGUGGUCCCAGUGCUCCCGAAGCUGUGGGAUGGGCAUAUCCUCAAGAAUCACCAACAAGAACCCCCAGUGCAAGCUGGGGAGAGAGACCAGAAUCUGUACCAUUCGGCCAUGUGACGGCCUCACUGUCCCAUUCAAGAAAGGGAGGAAAUGCUCUCCAGCCCAGAAGGCCCCAGAGCCCAUCCGCCUUUCCUAUGGCGAGUGUUUGAGUGCCCGUCUUUACAGGCCAAACUACUGCGGCGUGUGUACAGAUGGACGGUGCUGCUCACCACGCCGCACACGCACUCUACCUGUGACAUUUGUCUGCCCAGAUGGUGAGCGUUUCCAGAGGUCGGCCAUGUUCAUCCAAUCGUGUAAGUGCAGCAGUGACUGUGGCCACCUAAAUGAAGUAGCACUUCCUCCGCAACACUGGAUGUAUGGAGACACACAUAAGUUCAUUGACUAGAACUUAGAUGGACUUUGUGUUCACUUUAUUAAGAUGGGGUCAACUUUCGUGAUGAAGACGCUCCAAGACAAGGAGGCAUUUUUCUCAUCUGGCUCCAAGUUAGUUAAAACCACAGGAACUCAACUGACUGGCAGACUGCAGGCAGGAAGAGCUGCCUCCGUUUUAUUGACAACCACAAAGGCAACCUUAUUGUUAUACUACUUUGUGACAGGAGUGGAUUGUACACUUGCCUGCCCCUCUUCAAACAGACAUGGGCCCUAAAUUAGAGCCCUGAAGCACCCCUUGACUUCCUCCACUGUGGACUGAUUGCUGGUUCAGGUGUGGAGGGUUUUUGUUUGACCCUCAGAUCAUCCUGAGGAGAGACACCACAAGAGCAACAAAGCACUUUGUUUAGCACUGAAACUCUGCAAGUAUAACUAUGACUGCAGUGCGCAACAAUCACCUCACCUGCAGCAGCACAUGCACAACACUUGUGGUAUGUUUGGUGGAUGACUCGACAUCCCACAGAGCACUGUGACAACACCUUGACAAGCAAAAGAACAACUUUUGGAGGCGUUAAAUCUGACCAUCCACUAAAUAAAAUGUGGACAAGAGGAUUUUUUUUAUUCCAACUUUUUAAAAUGAGCCUGUUAUGACAAGCAGUAUAAACUGAUUGUGUUUUUGGCAGGCUGACACAAGCCACUAAAAGUAAAUUAACACACAGCAAUGAAUGGCACAAUUCAGCUGGAACUCAGGCCAUUGAGUGAUAAGAGGUGUUCUCUGGAACUCUGACUGCUCAGUAAGGACUGGACCAUGGCCAAAUAAUUUCUGGUUUGUUCAUAUAAUGCAGUCAAAUUCAAAAAACUUAAACCUGUAUGAGCAAAUUUAUUUUGGAUCACAUUGUAUACUGUCUGUUAUUUGAAUCCAAGUUUCUAUUUUUCAAGUGUAUACACUCCUGUGGAUUAAGACACAUUGACUGUCAAAAGAUUUGUGUCCAUACAUGUUAUAAAACAGGCUGCUGAGCUCAUGUUUCAUGAAGUUUUAUUUUGACACAGCUUUUAGUGGUACCUUGGCAGCCAGUUCAAAGCAGACAUCUGUUUGCCAAAAAGUGGAUAUGCCCCUUAAUCAUGAAGCUAGCGCCCUCUGCUUGUGAAGAAAAUCAACUACAGUCAACAGUCACAUGUUUUUUUAUAUUGAUGAUGUUUAACUGUAAAUACAAUGCAACUUUUGAUGCACUUAAAUGUUAAUAAAUGCAAAAAUAAAUCAAGUAUAAUUCAAUAAGGUAUAAAAAGUUUAUUUCUUCAACCAAAACAACUGAUUCAUGGUUUUAACAAGGAAAGCACUAAAACAAGCAACCCGCAAAGAUGUGAUAAAAUAAAAAAUGUUUAUCAUUUUCAGCCAGUCAACAUUAAUGGAUGGGGGAGUACUUUAAUGUAAAUGUUGAAGGUUUUUUUCUUCCACUGAAAUACAGCAACACAGAGGGUCAAACACAAUCUUCCUUGGAGAGAAACUUCAGGCUCAUCUGGACU